AUGGGUCAACUUUUGUCUACAAUUGACUCACAAAGUCCUGAUUUAUCGUCAUUAGCACAAUUAAAUGACAAAGGUUCCGAGCUGUUAACCACGGAAGAAGCAGAUAUUGAUUUAUUUUUACCAUUAAAACCUACUGAAAAUACACAUAUGAAUACUGAAGGUAGAACAGCAAUUAUUAAACAAGCAUCAAUUAAACAAAUACAGACACAUUUAUUCGCAUUAACUAAUUCACAAGAAGUCAA
Didymodactylos carnosus is the source of this 242-nucleotide messenger RNA. Lineage: Eukaryota; Metazoa; Rotifera; Eurotatoria; Philodinida; Philodinidae. The record is from the annotation of a GenBank genome assembly.